AAAUGUGCUGACCUCUAGCGAGUCACACAAGUUUUGUUUUGUUGUUUACAAAAACAAAAUUUAAAAGGAAAAACACAAAUCCUAUCAACAAUAGUCUACCUAAUUUCAUCGUUUAUUUCAAUCGGAAAUCAUGGGUCGUAUUCAUUUGGAACACAUGGGAGGAGAAAGAUUAUUUUCUUGUGCUUCUUGUGACACUGUACUAACUAAUAAGAAAGAGCUUGCCUCAACACGGUUUACUGGGGCAACUGGACGUGCUUAUCUAUUCAAGAAGGCUGUUAAUUUGACUUACAGUGAGGUUCAGGACCGUCAAAUGUUGACUGGUAGACAUAAAGUACGAGAUGUUUCCUGUAAAAACUGCGACAAUAAACUUGGAUGGAUUUAUGAGUUUGCUACUGAAGAGGGUCAACGCUACAAGGAAGGUCAAGUUAUUCUGGAACGUGCUCUAGUUAUCGAAUCUGACGGAUUUGAGGAGAAUCCUCCACCUCUUCCUGAGCAAUGAACAUAUUAAGUUUAUAUUUAAGCGUCUUAUAUUUUAUAUUAUCAUCAACUCUAAUCCAUCUUCUCAUAAAUCAUCCUAAUUUGGCCAAUCUUAUUAAUGCAAUACCUUCGGCGCAAAUUUCAAAAGUAUAUACGAUUUCUCGAUUCAAGCUUCUUUAAAAUCCUUGAGACCGAUUUUUCUUCUUUGACCUUUCAUUUUAUUUCAUAAAUUGCUUAAAAACUACAUUAAAUAAUAGUCAUCUUUUCCACUGCAUAAAA
This is a messenger RNA of Tetranychus urticae (two-spotted spider mite), 756 nucleotides long. RefSeq names its product yippee zinc finger protein (gene Ype). The record is from RefSeq and is a predicted model, not a curated record. NCBI's taxonomy places the organism in Eukaryota, Metazoa, Arthropoda, Arachnida, Trombidiformes, Tetranychidae.